This is a messenger RNA of Cyprinus carpio (common carp), 1299 nucleotides long. RefSeq names its product free fatty acid receptor 3-like. The transcript has a single exon. Gene Ontology annotation, biological process: cellular response to fatty acid; G protein-coupled receptor signaling pathway. NCBI's taxonomy places the organism in Eukaryota, Metazoa, Chordata, Actinopteri, Cypriniformes, Cyprinidae. Bases 62 to 967 code for a protein of 301 amino acids. The record is from RefSeq and is a predicted model, not a curated record. Gene Ontology annotation, cellular component: plasma membrane. Gene Ontology annotation, molecular function: G protein-coupled receptor activity.
UUUAAGAACUUGCAGGUUUGUUUUCUACAGUAAAGAAGAAAUUUACCACAGGCCGACAACAAUGUCAGAAGAUUCAACGGUGUUUCUCGCCAUAUAUAUCAUCACAUUCCUGAUUGCUUUUCCUAAUGCUGUGCUGGCAUUCUUCUCAUGUAUUCACAAGAUUCACCGUAAACCUUUGCCCAUUGACAUAUUCAUGUUGAACCUCACUAUUUCUGACCUCAUCUUCCUCACCUACCUGCCUGUCAAGAUGAAAGAGGCUGCAGAUAAUUUGGUUUGGAACAUGCCCUAUAUCUUGUGCCACGUCAAUAUCUUCAUGUUCUUUCUUCCUUUUUAUUCCAGUGGCCUGUUCUUGACAGCAAUCAGUGCUGAGCGCUAUGUGUGUGUAGCAUUUCCAGUUAAUUAUAAAAGUCCAAAUAGGAUAAUUUAUACAAUAAUUAUAUGUGUUGGUAUCUGGGUGCUUGUUGUAAUAACUUCGAUAUUUCCUUACAAGGUAGCAUUUUUAGAUUCUGAUGAAGCAGACAACACCACUAAUAAGGGCCAUCUGAUGGCGGAACCUCAGAGAUGUUACAGUAACUUUACAGCGAAACAGCUCAGAGAACUGCUUCCAGUGCGUCUGAGUAUAGUAGUGGUGUUUUUCCUUUUACCUCUCCUUAUCUGCUGCUUCUGUUACAUCAAUUUAAUUUGUAUUUUGUUAAAGUUUCCUCUCAUCAAGAAACAACGUAAACUCCGGGUGGUUGGACUGAUUGUGGGGACUCUCCUUGUGUUUGCAGUUAGUUUUGCACCCUACAAUGCAUCACACAUAGUGGGCUUUAUCAAAAAAGAAAACCCAGAUUGGCGCAUGAAAGCUCUAAUGCUGAGCACUUUAAAUGCAUGUUUUGAUCCUAUUAUAUUUUUCUGUAUCUCUAAGGAUAUGAGAAGGGUCAUCAAAGUAUGUGCAAAGGCCUUGUGCAGUUUUAUGCCUAUUUAAAGCAGUUUGUUGUUGUUGUUGGUAUUACCAAAUGUCUUCUAAUUAAAUUACACAAAACAAAUUCAAACCGGGGUCCGCAGACCCUUGGGCAUCUGUGACCCAAAGCCAGGGUCCACAAAUGAUUUGCUUUCUGCACUACAAGUCGCAUUUUUAUCUUCUGAAACGUGCUAUGAUUUGAAUUCCAAAGUGGCUUAUAUAGUGCCUUUAAUGUCAAAUAAGCAAAACAUAAACAUAAAAGAGUGGGCACUGCAAAGAUUAUACAUGAAUAAAGAUCCGAGGGCAUGUUGAAAGAUACACUGCAACUUACUGAAUGUAUAGUGUCUCAUGUAAUC